AUGACCCUCAAGGUGUCCCCACUUCAGCUUUUUGGUACUUCCUUACUAGCAUUAUCGAAUAUGAUCGAAGAAUCGGUGAACCAUCCCGAAGUGGCCACAACAUUAUUUUGCAUUCUUUAUCUACUUUGCAACUCUUUUGAUAUGGUUCAGCGGAGCAUUAAUGUUCUCCUAAGGAUUCCUUACACACUUUCCCACGUUAUUUACAAGAUACUCUGCACUGGGCUACCUCCCAACAGAGAUACAUGGUCCUACUUAGUGUCAUCAUGGACUGGAAUUCUCCUUAUGGCUGAUAAGAAGGACACUAUGUCGGCACGUAAGAUUAUUGGCCUACUAUUCACACCUCAUUCUUCCGAUUUCUACCAACCCCUCCGACGUUCCAUCUCCUCUAAGCUACUAGAUAAUAUUUUUGAUCUCUCUUUUGCUUAUUCAUUUAGCAUUGAAUCUGAAUCAAUAAUGAGAUUGCUACUUAAUCUUAUCGGUAGUUCGGAAAAUCAGGUUGAUGUUUAUUCGUGGACAAAUAGGCUUCUUCUCAUUGAAUGGCCAACUCCCUCAUCCUUAUAUUGUAGUGGAGCAUUGAAUUUGCUUACUAAACUUGCUUCUCUGCCUAUGUUUGAUUCAGAAUCUUUUCCAAAACUUGAGGGCAGUCUAUAUGCUCUAGCCAUCACCGACCUAACUUCUGUGAAAAACUCAUCUUGGGAAUAUGUCUUUGCCUACAUACGAUUGCUCCGAGGCCAUAAUAUUGACCAACUCGGCGACGACAAGAAGAGUUUAGAAGAUCAUAUAAUUAACUUAGUUUCAAAGGGAUACACCCUGAUUAGCACAUCUGAUGAGAUUGAUUGCGGAACCUUACCUUAUACUGCACUCCUCUCGUUCAUUUUGGAUAUUUUACCUCUUUCAAUGUGGAGUUGUUCCCUAUGCAGCCUUUUCAUAGAUGACUUAUCCGUGACACAAGGAUAUAGUUCUGAAUAUUCGGCACUUACACUCACGGGUCUUUUGCGUAGCUAC
Molecule: messenger RNA, 1005 nt
Organism: Protopolystoma xenopodis
Lineage: Eukaryota; Metazoa; Platyhelminthes; Monogenea; Polystomatidea; Polystomatidae
Source: the annotation of a GenBank genome assembly